CUGGUGGCACUGACUGGCAGCACUGCUGGGCUGCACUGGUGGGUGGCACUGGUGGGCAGCACUGGUGAGUGGGCACAGGUAGGUGGCACUGGUUGCACAGGUGGGUGGCACUGGUGGGCACAGGUGGGUUGGCACAGGUGGGUGGCACUGCUGGGCACAGGUAGAGUGGCACAGGUGGGUGCACUGCUGGGCACAGGUGGGCACAGGUGGGUGAUCUGCUGGGCACAGGUGGGCGGAACUUGUGGGUGGCACUGCUGG
This is a messenger RNA of Staurois parvus, 258 nucleotides long. The record is from the annotation of a GenBank genome assembly. Lineage: Eukaryota; Metazoa; Chordata; Amphibia; Anura; Ranidae.